GAACGGACAGGGCCUGGAGUCACAUGUUUUUAUUAGUAUUUAAUAGGUUGUGUGUUGGUCAGUGUUUUGAACAUGCCGAAAUUGUUAGAGGGUGUAUCGUAAAAAAUAGUUAAUAUUCCAAUGACACCAAACUAAUAUUAAAAAGAUUGUGGAGUGAUUAAACAUGAGUGAUACAAUUGAUGCAUCAGUGGACAGUAAAGCCCAAUCAGUAGUUAUUGCUGUAGAACAAAAAGCCGAAAUGCAAGCGUCUGCAGAAAACGUUGAACCUGAAAAACCACCUGUAAAGACAAUGGUUUCUAUUGAGUGUAAUCAAGAAUCUACUGACCAUAAAAUGCAUGGAAGCAGUAAUAAGGUAGAGAAUAGAACCAUAGAUCAAACUACUGACCCUAAACUCACAGAAAAAAUGCCUCAACACCUAAUUGAGAAUUAUCACCAGCAGGAUGAAUGUUCAAAUAAAGAUGACGCAAAUGCAGCUAACACUGUAACUGAACAGAAAAAUAUUAAAGAUAUGGAAAAGUUAUAUACUGAUAACAAACCUGAGACCCAAGUUAUCAUAAAUAAAGAGUCACAUUCUUUAAAAAAUCUGAUGAAAUAUGAAAGUUCUGAUAGCAGUAGUGAAGACUCAGAAGAUGAUACUUCAUCUUCAACAGAUAGUAGUGAGAGUAGUUCAAAUAUAACUGGAGAAGUUAGUGAUGCAAGCCAUAGUGAUGCUGAAGAGGUUGCAGCACUCAAUAGAAAAAAUAACACCGUCACAAAGGGACUCACAACCACAGAUAUCUUAGAUCCUGUAGAUUUCUCUUUAUUGCCAGAUUUGAAAAAACUAAAUAUUAACUAUGUAGAUGAGGAAUUUUUGCUUAUGGGCCAUGUAAGAGCAGUUAUCCUAGAUACUGUAGUCACAGUUGAGGCUCUACCUGGUGUCCCAGCUUAUAAUUUGGAUACCAUUCUCUUUGUGAAAGACUCCACUGGUCAACACCAGCCUUUGGGAGUUGUAGAUGAUGUGAUUGGACAAGUAGAGGCACCAUUGUAUUGUCUGAGAUUCCAGACUGCUGAAGAAUUGGCAGAAAGAGGUGUUACAGUUAGACAGGAAGUUUAUGUGGCUCCAAAGAAUGAUUGCACUAAAUACGUAUUUAUCAAAGAGUUAAUGAAAAUAAAAGGAUCAGAUGCUUCCUGGAUUGGAGAUAAGGAACUACCCCCAGAAUUGGCUGAAGAAUCAGAUGAUGAAAUUGAAUGUGAUAUGGAUGAAUCUAGGAAGGCCCCUAAGAGGAAGUCUGGAUCUUUACCAGCACCUAUAAAGAUGAAUGCAAAUGAUUUCAAUGCCAGGUCUCGUGGCCAUCCUAGAAGAGGAUUUCAUAGAGGUCCAGGUCAUUUUCAAGGACAAUUCCAUCCACGUCAGAAUAUGUAUCCUCCUGGUUUCCAUGAAUAUGUACCUAUGCCAAAUUGCAUUUCACCAGCUCCCUUUGAUCCAAGUCAACCUCCGCCAAUGUUUCCCCCACCAAUGCAUCAUUCUCAAGGUGCUUGGAUGCCGCCUCUUCCUCCACCACCACCACCAAUGGGUAGUCCUCAGUUUGGACCUCCUAUGAUGGGAGGACCUCAUCAUCCACCAAUAGGUUAUGGACCAAGAAGCUAUGGGCCCAGACCUGGUGGACCUGGACCUUUUGGACCUGGCCCUUCCAGAGGACCUUAUUAAUGAUUUGUUGCUAUGAGGUUUUUUCUAGUAGAGUUGAGUAUUUGCGGGUUAUAUUACCUAAGUGACGUGAUAAUAUCAUUAUGAUUGAUACAUUUUUUUCUUUGAUUAAAAAUAGAUUUGCUUUUAAAUAUAGGUAAGAACUAAGAAUUUCCUCAUUGUUCUGAAUAUUGGAGUCAGGAUUAUAAUUACAUUUUACAUACAAUUUUGUUCUGUGGUACUUUGGAUCAACAUUUUAGUUUUGUAUUACAGAAGAAAAACUGUGUUAUCAUUGUUAAAUUCUGCUAUAAAAACGAGUUACUGAAAGUAUGAAUUUGCAGGCUAUAGACAAGAGUCAUUUUUUUUACUGAUAAUGUUCCUGGUAUUAUUCUCAUGAGCCUUUAAGGUAUGCACCCACUGAGAAGCGACGCGAAGAGAACCGCGGCGACGUCACUUUCACAUGUCAAAGGCGAUACGCCUCAUCAUUUUGCUUCAGUGUGCAAGCUCUCAGUUGAUAAUAAUAUAAUCGUAUAUCAAGGAAGAGUUUCGAUUCCUUUCUCUUCACUUGCCUUUCUUUAAACCAUAAAACUGCACGCCCACUGAGGGGACGUGAGCGAGCAGUUUUACAAUUUUUUUUCAGUAUGUUAUGUCUAACUUACACUUGAGUGCCUCUAUCUAACAAAUACUUUAGGUGAAAUCUUCUUAUCAUUGUUUCUUUUUUUUUUAAAAUAAUUUAUUUAAACACAAUAAUACAAAAUAUAUAACCAGUUUUAACAAUAAUUCCCCAAUCAGUGCUUGCAAACACUGGCCCCGAGAAUAACAAAACAAUAAUCAAUAUCUAUGAACUAUAGGUACCUACACUGCAAUGUUGCUCAUAAUUUCAACAAAUAAAUUCAUUAACAUUUUUAAAAUCUUUCAAUUCUCUAACAAAACUUCUAUAGUUAUUUGAAUCUUUUAUACAAUGAGGUAAACUUGAAAAGUUGUUACAUUUAUGCUUGAAAUUUUUUGUCUAAAUUUGUUUACACAUUUUUUAUAAUCUACAGAUUUUACCUCAUAAUCAACUUUUGGUUUAUGAAAUUGCACAGAAGUUUUAAUAUCAAGCAAUAUAAGUUUGUGAUCCGAAAUUGCAUUUUCUUCUCUGCAACUUACAUUACCACUAUAAUCUCUAAAAACAUGGUAUAUAACAGAUUUUGGCGAACUGCUAGCUCUAGUAGCACACUCCUCAUUUAUCAUAUUAUUAAUUUGAAAAUUGUUUAAUGCUAUUAAAUCUUUGUACUCCUUGGCUACUUGUGAGACUUCUAGCAAAUUAAUAUUCAUAUCCCCUACAAUUAAAUGAUUUUUAGGAUGAGUACGCAUAAUAGAUCACAAACAAUGAAAAAAAUUAAUACUAUUAACAUAUGGUGGUUUAUAUAUAACACUAAUUUUUAAGUUUUGUUCCCCUAAGCUAAUAUAUAUCCAGUUUAUUAACUCACAUCUGUUUGACUUCUCAAUUUCACGAAAUUUAAAAGAUUUUCUCACAUGGAUAGACACACCACCUCCUCUACCAGCCCUGCAGGAAUGAACAGCAGUAUAGCCAUCCAGCUCAAACAAGAAUGUUUCACUUUCUUCCAACCAUUUUUCAGCCGCCAACAGUAUAUCCCAAUCUUCACUCACAACCAAACACUGCACCAGAUCCAGUUUAUUUCUAAUGUUUUGCAAGUUCAUGUAAGCAAUUUUUAGUUGUUUACGAGGCCUUACUAGUUUUUCAACUGACUUUUAUUACUAAUACGAAGAACUUUUGAGUUUCCAUCUUUCCUUAAAAGGAUAUUACCAUCUCCAAUCCAAAGGAACUUAAAAUUUCGGUCUUUCUUAAAAGCUUUGGCUGCCAUGUAUAAAUCUAGAUUUUCUUUUGUGAGUUCAUGGUUGAGAAAUAUUUUAUUAUCUGUCGUAUAUCCCAAAUCGGAACUUUUAAGGCCAAACUUCUUUCUUGAUUUUAAAAUUUUUAUUUUGGUUGAUUCAUCUUCAAAUAUGACUUUAACAGGGUUGUUUUUAUUCUUAUCCCUCCCAAUCGAAAAGUCGUAAACUUGUUUACAUUCGGGACGUCAAGGUAAUUACCAAUUUUAUUUAUAAUGUGAGGUACGUUCUCGUUUUCUUUGUAUGGAAUUCCCUGCACCAACAAGUUGUUUUCAAGUUCCUUUUGUUCAUUUUUGUUUAAUUGUUGCUUAAUUUGGCCGAGCUCAUCCUGUAAUUGUUCGUUUAUUUUUAAUUGCUCGUUAUAUUUAGUAAAUAAUGCCUUAUAUUUAUUAUCCAUCUCAUCUAAUUUUGCCAUGACAUCGGCCAGAGUGUAAUCCCUCGUCGCCUGUGAAACAAAACCAGGACUAUCUUUGGUCUUACAUUUGCCACAAAUCCAAUCAUCAUUGGAUUUACUUAAUUUAACAUAUGUUUUAUUUGGCAUUCUUUAUGUUUCCACAUGUUGCACUUAUCACAUAGUAAUGCUUGAUGAUCAUCAAGAACCUCGUUAAGACAUAUGUCGCAAUUUUCGGUCUUGGCUUUUGGCAUUUUCAUGCUGAUAAGAUAAUCCGUAAGUUACGGCAACUCCGCUCGAGGUUCACAGCAAUAGCCAGUCUCCCAGUGCCUGGUGUGACAUCUUCAAAGAUGACUUUAACAGGGUAAUUUUUAUUCUUAUCCCUGCCCAAUCGAAAAGUCGUAAACUUGUUUACAUUCGGGACGUCAAGGUAAUUACCAAUUUUAUUUAUAAUGUCAGGUAAGUUCUCGUUUUCUUUGUAUGGAAUUCCCUGCACCAACAAGUUGUUUUCAAGUUCCUUUUGUUCAUUUUUGUUUAACUGUUGCUUAAAUUGACCGAGUUCAUCCUGUAAUUGUUCGUUUAUUUUUAAUUGCUCGUUAUAUUUAGUAAAUAAUGCCUUAUAUUUAUUAUCCAUCUCCUCUAAUUUUGCCAUGACAUCGGCCAGAGUGUAAUCCCUCUUCGCCUGUGGUCUUACAUUUGCCACAAAUCCAGUCAUCAUUGGAUUUACUUAAUUUAACAUAUGUUUUAUUUGACAUUGAUAAGCAUUCUUUAUGUUUCCACAUGUUGCACUUAUCGCAUAGUAAUGCUUGAUGAUGAUCAAGAACCUCCUUAAGACAUGUCGCAAUUUUCAGUCUUGGUUUUUGGCAUUUUAAUGCUGAUAAGAUAAUCCAUAAGUUACGGCAACUCCGCUCGAGGUUCACAGCAAUAGCAGGUCUCCCAGUGCCUGGUAUCAACGUCUAGAAGCGCACGGGUCAAAGUUCAAUUGGCGUUAAAUGUUCUAUGUACCGUAAUGCUCGGAUUCAUCGAUAGCACAGUAUUUAAAUGUUACUAUUUAACACUAAUUUUGCAAAAUAUUUGCACAACUUGACCGGUUAUGGGCAACGUUGCCAUCAUUGCUUAUCAUUGUUCAAUUGCAUUAUAAAGAAACUAAAAUUGAAAUUGUCUGUGGGAAUUUUCAGGGUAUAUACAAGAGAGAGAGAGGGUAAUUUUUUUACUGAUAGCGCUCCUGGUGCUAUUCUCAUGUGCCUUUAAGCUGGGCGCCCAUUGAGAAGCGCCACUAAGAAAACUGCAGCGACGUCAUUUUCACAUGUCAAAGGCGAUACGCCGCAUCGGUUCGCUUCAGUGUGCAAGCUCUCGGUUGAUUAUAUGUCAAGGAACAGUUUCAAAUCUUUUCUCUUCACUUGCCUUUUCAUAAAUGUGCAAGCUCACGUCUCUUCAUCUCAGUGGGCGAGCAGUUUUACAACUAUUUCCAGUGGGUUAUGCUUAACUUACACUUGAGUGCCUCUAUCUAAUGAAUUUAUGUUUCCAUUUUACAUCGAUUUAAAGAAGGGAAACUUCUCUCUGAACUGACUACUAUAUCUCAUGUGAUAUAUGUUACAUAAAUAUCUGUUAGUAAUCUUAAAGGUAUAUCUUUUUCAUAUGCAGAGCAGUUGAAUAUUUUUUUUUAUAUUCUGAGAAUAUAUGUUUAGUUAUGUUAUCACAUUGAUAUUACUUUAAUGAUGG
Messenger RNA from Acanthoscelides obtectus, 5669 nucleotides. NCBI's taxonomy places the organism in Eukaryota, Metazoa, Arthropoda, Insecta, Coleoptera, Chrysomelidae. The record is from the annotation of a GenBank genome assembly.